Messenger RNA from Penicillium vulpinum, 420 nucleotides. RefSeq lists its product as uncharacterized. Bases 1 to 420 code for a protein of 139 amino acids. Lineage: Eukaryota; Fungi; Ascomycota; Eurotiomycetes; Eurotiales; Aspergillaceae. The record is from RefSeq and is a predicted model, not a curated record. The transcript has a single exon.
AUGACGCAUGGGCCGCCAAAGGAUAUCAUGGACUACAAAUACUCCGGUCAGCGCGCUGGGUGCCAACAUCUUUUCAAGGCUAUAGCUCAAGCUCAUCAUCGACCCUUGAUGCAUUGUUUUGGUCACAUCCACGAAGGAUGGGGUGCUAAGCUCAUCCGAUGGCGCGAGAAAAUCAAUCUAGAGCCUUCUCACUUCACUGAUAUUGAUAAUGAACAUUUUGUUCUCAUAUCCACACUAUCCACCAUCAAAGAAAAAGGGAAUCCCACAGGGUGCGCUAGUGCAAGCCAUUGCUCUGGUAACACCAGUACGCUAAAACAGGGCUCUGAAACACUUUUCAUCAACGCCGCAUUUGAGGGCUCUCAGGAUUUCUUGAUACAACCACCAUGGCUUGUAGACCUCGAACUUCCAGCAGCGGUAUGA